Messenger RNA from Aspergillus ochraceoroseus IBT 24754, 3147 nucleotides. Its product is annotated as nucleoporin Nup84/Nup107 family protein. Bases 1 to 3147 code for a protein of 1048 amino acids. Gene Ontology annotation, molecular function: structural constituent of nuclear pore. The record is from RefSeq and is a predicted model, not a curated record. Gene Ontology annotation, biological process: mRNA export from nucleus; regulation of DNA-templated transcription; protein import into nucleus. The transcript has 6 exons. Gene Ontology annotation, cellular component: nuclear pore; nuclear pore outer ring. Lineage: Eukaryota; Fungi; Ascomycota; Eurotiomycetes; Eurotiales; Aspergillaceae.
AUGGCUCCACUGAGCAGAGCUACCGGCCCAGCCGGUCCUGCCUCUGGCUUCACUUCAUUAAACCGUAACCAAAGGCCCACAACCCACCCAGCGGUUAUUGAGAUUGAUGAUGACGAUGAUGAGCCUAUGGAGGAUGAAGAGGAGGAAAUAGACGAAGAGGACCUUGAGUUCAACAGUGAUGAGGAGGAGGAAAUGGCUGAUGGGGAUGAAAAUGGAGACGAGGAGGAGGACCAGUCCAUCGAAGAUAUGAAUGGAAGCGAAUCGCCUCUUGAUUUAGUUGCAACUACAAAUGGACAACGCGGAUUUGACGUGACUGCUUCGGAAUUCUUCACUUCAGCCGGCGCACAACAGGCAUUACAUCCCCUUCGACGAACUGCGGACCGGGUUACGCGCCAAAUCGAAGCUUUUGCAGAAAAGCUAGACCGGUUCAAACAAAAGGGCAAUCGCGCCAACGAGUUAGGGAAUUACCAAGCCGUUUACCAAUUAGUGAAAGACUACCAAACCAUCGCGGAAGAUGCCAUCCACGACCUUUCGAAGCAGAAUACCCUAAAGAGAGCGAAGAUGGGAUGGAGUUCUAGCCGGGGUAAUGGCAUUACAUCAAAUGAUCCUAAGACGGAGGAAGAGCUUCAGCGGUUACAGUUGGAAGCAAACACUUGGAAGCUUCUCCUGAACCUGAUCAGUGUCGAUGGCCCUUCUAGCAGAGCUAGUUUCCGCCAGACACAGGAAACUGUCUUUCAGAAGCUUCACCGAUAUUCUACUGAUCGAGAAGUUUGGGACCAAUUCUUGAAGGCAGACCAAUAUGCGCUAGAAUGUAUGGUCACAAUGAAAUGGUUGGAGCACACCGCCCGAUUCUCUAGCCAAGAUAUUGAUUCUUUAAUAUCGGAGUUAGAGGCACAAGCAGAACGAGGACAGGGUCUUUGGUCUCAUGGCUGGCUUUAUACGAAGGAGACUAUUAAGGGCCAAAAGCGACUGCGCGCUUGGCCUCAGCCUCUUGAGCCAAAUGACCCCGGGGUUACCGCUUCGCUUCUGACGUCUGAACAGUCUGAACCUCUAAUUACCCAGCUAGACCCAGAUGCUGUCACUCGUCAGAAGCAGAACCUUCAGAAACAGGACCAGUUCUAUGAGCGUGCUACCUGGAUGACGUGCUGGAAGCUGCUAAGACAGGGAGAAAACUGGACUAAAAUUAGAGAUUGGUCGGCAGAGCGGCUUGAGAAUUGGCGGGCAGUGAGCAUUUGCGGCUCGAGCGUCGAUGGGAACUCUGGCGGAGGGAAUACACCCAUUGACGAUGGCGCAACUCGCAUGAUGAACUGGCGGUCUCAAGAUUCGUGGCGAGCCGCCUGCUCUAGUCUGGCGCGGGACCCCAAAACCGAAGAUUUCGAGCGUGCCGUUUAUGCACUGUUGUGCGGUGAGACGGAAGCAGCCUUCAAAGUCUGUCAAAGUUGGGAUGACUAUCUCUACGUCUAUUUCAACAAUGUCCUUCUUUCUCGCUACCGAGGGUUCUGCAAGCAGUUCCAGAGAAAACUUAACCAUUCUCCUACGACGUCCGUAGGCUUCACCCCUGAACCCGUCGGCUAUGCAGACUUCAAUAAGUUUGUGCAGUAUACCAAGGGUAAUGAUCGAAUUGGCGGCGAAGCUCGCAACCCGUAUCGCACAAUCCAAGCCGCAAUCUUGGGGAAGGGAUAUGACUCAUUUUUCACGUCUCUGGCUAAAGCUGUAUCGCAAGCGGCGUUGAACAAGGAGCACUCUACCUUUGUGCCUGAUCUAUCGCCAACAUUUGUUGACGACUCUCUCCUUAUCGCCGCUGAGGAUAGUGAUGCGCUGAGGAUCGCUACUCACCUCUAUAUCAUCGCUAGCUCCCUCGGCUAUGUGCGCGUCGACACUCAGUUUUUCGAUACCGCAUCUGUGAACGUCAUUGGUUAUAUUGCCAACCUGGAGGAGGCUGGUAUUCUUGAAAUCAUUCCGCUUUACGCUUCUCUUCUCCCAACCCAUUUGACCCAUUCUGUUAUGGGACAAAUCCUUAUUGAAAUCACUGACCCUAGGGAGAGGAGGCUUCAGGUGAAGUUGAUGCAUAAGCAUGAUGUUGACGUCGAAGCUGUCCUUCGAGAUCAAUGGACGUGGAUCACUUCUAGUGUCUCUUCUGUUGAGCAUUCCAGGGCUGUGAGGCGCUACCCGAAAGUCAUCAGUCGCAAGGAUGGAAACCGUGAAUUAGCGCCGGUAAAAAAGGAUUUUAUCGGAACAGACCUCUCGAGGGAAGACGAACGAAUCAUACGCAGCCUCGAAUGGCUCAGGUAUAUUGAAGGACAGUGGGGUAGAAUCUGCUACCUGGGUGCUCUACUUUACCGCAAGUUUUACACCACCGGCAAACUCCCCGCAGCCCGAGAGCUGAGCAGGCGCAUGCGAUUGUCCGACAUAUCUCGAGAAUCGUUUGGAUUUGAUGUUGCCGAUUUCCUCAUGGAUGUCGAGGAUGGAGUUGAGCCUAAUACUCCGGAGUCUUCGAGCCCAAGCAAAACACGAGUAUUUGGGCAUAAGCGGAACAAGUCCUCGGGUAGUGGCUUGCCAUCCACUAGCCAGACAAGGCUUUUGUCCGAACAGUCACAGACCAUGCGUGAUCUCGAAGAGCUUAUACUUGCAUUUGAUGCUCUAGAGAAGUUUGCGGUUAUCUGCGACAAACUUGACAAAACAAAACGCCGACGGGACUCUGGCACCGUCAAGGGCCUGAAGGCAGAUUUACAGGACGCCCUAGAUGAAGUCAGUCAGCAUAUCGACGCUGUACUCUAUGAGUGGCUCAUUAAUGCUCAAGAUGAAGCCGAACAAGCCGAGCUGGAGGAGAUCCGAAAUACCUACAUCCCAGAAUUGUUCCUCGACUACCACAGCGCUCUAUACUACUCGGCGCAUGUUAUUAGCAGUGAUAUCCUGGUGCAGUGUAUGAACCUGGCGAUGCAGGUAGCUGAGAACGAGUACCUGACGCGCAGCUUCGUGUCGUCCCAACGAAUGGCGGAGCUGGUGGACGCGUUGGCCCUGUCCAGCAAAGCCAUGGUCAAUGCACGUGCGAAGUCGAAUACGAGACUGUUAGGCGGCGAGUCUUUAGGCAUCUGGAAUGUGGAACUGCCGGCGGACGAGGAGAACGAAGUGCUCCGUGAGGCGUAG